AUGGAAAAAGAAAAAUUGAAAGAAAAUGAAAAAGAAAAUAAUGAAAGAUUAGAAAAACAUUCAAAAUUAAUCAUGCCAAUAUUAACACCGGCAUAUCCACAACAGUCAAGUGCUUUUAAUGUUAAUUAUUCAACAAUGAAAAUAAUUAAACAAACAAUUAUUGAAGGUUUAAGAGGAUUAAGACAAAUUCGCAAUUCAAACGAAGCUUCCCACUUAAAUGAAAUUUUGAAACAAUGGAUUAAAGGGGUUAAUUUUGUUGAUAAAUACAAUCAUUUUGUAACAAUUAUUUGUGUUGGAAUUGAUAAAAAUAUUGGAGAAGAUUUUUGUAAUUUUGUAAAAAAUAGAAUUAGAGUUGAAUUAAUUUUGUCAAUGGAAGAAUAUUCAAAAUUAGAAUAUUCACAUAUUUCACCAAAUAAAUCAAAAAAAGAAAAAUGUGAAAAAAGAUUAAUUGCUGGAAAAAAAUUUAAGAAAUUUUGGUAA
This is a messenger RNA of Meloidogyne enterolobii, 480 nucleotides long. The record is from the annotation of a GenBank genome assembly. NCBI's taxonomy places the organism in Eukaryota, Metazoa, Nematoda, Chromadorea, Rhabditida, Meloidogynidae.